AUGAGAUUCUGGUUCGUCUUACUGCUCGGUGCACUGUUGUCUGGCCAGUGCAUUUCCACCGACGAUGCGUACAAGGAGCUGGAAAGUUGUGGUGUUAAGUUGUUCAGCUUCAUUAUGGCACGACUUCAGCAACAGAUUGAAGAGUAUACUGCAUGCCAACAGUUAAAUGCCGGCGAUUCCAAUUAUAGCUGCAGCGAAAGUAUUCAACGUGCGACGGUCGACAUACAACAGGCACUGCUGAGCUAUAUGGAGUGUACCAAGGAUAUACGGUAA
Messenger RNA from Anopheles marshallii, 273 nucleotides. RefSeq lists its product as uncharacterized. The transcript is spliced from 2 exons. The record is from RefSeq and is a predicted model, not a curated record. Lineage: Eukaryota; Metazoa; Arthropoda; Insecta; Diptera; Culicidae. Bases 1 to 273 code for a protein of 90 amino acids.